UUCCAAGGAGACAGAAAGGAGAAGAAGAGGGCGCUUUGGGAGGGAAAGCAGGGGGAAGCAGAUGUGGAGAAAUUAACUAAUUAAAGGAAAGGCAGCAGAUGGGAAGGAUGAAAGAGGAAAGAUGAAAGUGGUGAAUUCCCUUGCAAGGCUGUAUGAUGGAAAGAAUGGGAAAGGAGAGAUCGUUGUGCACUACUAGACCCUUCCAAUGGCAGAACCACACAGAGGAUGAAGACCAGCCCUGGCUCUGGAAACUCUCAGACUGCUUCUCUUCCUUUGAACACAAACCCCCCCAUUUCACUGAGAAACCGAAGGAUUACAUGGAAAACAGGAAGCCUGUGUUGGAGCUGAAGGAUGUCCCCCCGCCACCACACCAUACCAGCUCCAAACCCUUUCCUGCUGCUCCUCUGCCUAAUCCCCCAUCCUGUUUUCAGUCACAACAGCAGGUGCCCCAGCAUAUGCAGCAGCAGGGGGCUGCUAACCCUAAAUCUGUCAGAGCUCCUGUUGUAGACACUGCAAAAGUCUGGCCAAAUAUCCCCCCUCCACCAACCCAGUCUGUCCCCGUCCCUAUUCCCAUGUGCAAUGGAUGUGGUAUCCCAGGCACUGCAACUGAUGGCUUGUUGCAUCUUGGAACAAGCCUUGGCAAAUCAGCUCAGAAAUAUGGUUCUCCUGACAGUGAGAAUUCGCCUCCUGUUGGUGUAUUCUGGGAUAUUGAGAAUUGCUCCGUGCCAAGUGGGCGCUCUGCAGUGGCAGUGGUGCAGAGAAUUCGGGAACAAUUCUUCCAGGGGCACCGUGAAGCUGAGUUCAUCUGCGUGUGUGAUAUCAGCAAAGAGAACAAAGAGGUCAUCCAGGAGCUCAACAACUGUCAGGUGACGGUUGCCCACAUCAAUGCCACUGCUAAGAAUGCUGCUGAUGACAAGCUGAGACAGAGCUUGCGACGAUUUGCUGACACGCACACUGCUCCUGCCACCGUAGUAUUGGUUUCAUCUGAUGUCAACUUUGCAUGUGAGCUGAGUGAUCUCCGGCACAGGCAUGGGUUUCAGGUUAUCCUCGUACACAAAAACCAGGCCUCUGAUGCUCUCCUGCAGCAUGCACAUCGCCACGUCACUUUUGAGGAACUUGUCUCUGACUUGCCACCCAGAGUACCGGGAAAAACCCAGCCCUGUCACACCCUGCUGUAUGUCUACAACCUCCCCACCCACCGGGAUGGGAAGACUGUCAGCUACAGGCUGCGGCGCCUGUCCGAUAACUGCGGGGGGAAGGUGCUGAGCAUCUCCUCGGGCAGCGCUGUCCUGCGUUUCAGCAGCCAGGAUGCAGCAGAGCGGGCCCGUAAGCGCAUGGAGAAUGAGGACGUCUUCGGGAACAAGAUCAGCAUCUCAUUUGCCCCCAGGGACAAGAAGCGGUCACAGGGGGAGGAGACGACAGCUAAAGCCCCCCCCUCCUCAUCCUUUUCCUCCCAGGCUGUGGAGAAACACAGAUCCCCUAAGCGUACAGGACGUACUGCCAGGCUGUGCCAGAGCAUCAGAGACCCUGUGGGUGAGCAGACCCCCAGCCCCAGGAAGGGGGCUCAGGCCAUCAACGGCUCAGCAAUGAAGAACAGCGUUCAGGUCAAAAGCCUGCAGGAGAUGUGCCUCAUGGAAUCAAAGCCCAAACUGAAUUAUACGCUUGACAGGAAAAGCCGAAAUGAGACCCCCUCCCCACAGAGUAAUGGCGAAACCACUUGCAUCACCUCCAUAGCCACCAAGAGUGUGGGCAUUGGGGAGUCCCCUUAUAGGGGCCGGAGAAGAGACUCCUUGACUCCUCGCAGUGUGACAGAUUCCCCUGUUGAGAAAGCUGAAAAAACUUCCAGUGACUUUUACGUCAGUACCCCUACAGCCUUCAGCAAGCUAAACCUGCAAAGAACCAUGAGCCCGCUGAUCCUUUCUCAAGGAUCCUGGUCUUCCCGCUCCAGGAGUGGAUCCCCCUGCCUUUCUAAUCGUUCCUCUCCGCUGACCGCACCUACCCAAAAUCCCAGCCCCUGCCCAGAAGCCACCCAGGGCUCCUUUACAAACGGAGUCGACAUUCAAGUGGCAAACUUGGAUUACAGAAUGUCUCGGAAGGAUCUGCAACAGAUCCUGCACGACACUUUCUCGAAGCACGGCAAGGUGAAGAAUGUGGAGCUGAGUCCUCACACAGACUACCAGCUGAGGGCUACAGUGCAGUUUGGUACUUUACAGGAAGCUAUUCAUGCAGUGAGCGGGCUGCACCGCUACAAGAUUGGUGGCAAACGUAUUCAGGUCUCCCUGGUCACUGGCAACAACAGCAGGACUCAUGCCCUCCUCCGUUCUGAAAUCAUCACUAUUCUGCAAGACGCCCCAGCCUGCUGCUUGCCCCUGUUUAAAUUCACUGAAAUUUAUGAGAAGAAAUUUGGGCACAAGCUGGGUGUGUCUGACCUGCACAAGCUAACAGACAUUGUGGCUGUGCGAGAUCAGGGAAACAGCAGGUUAGUGUGCCUGCUCCAUAGCAGUCAGGCACGACAGAGCCCACUGGGGUCUUCACAAUCGCAUGAUGGUUCAUCGGCCACCUGCAGCCCAGUGGUGUUUGAGGAGCUUGAAUACCACGAGCCAAUCUGCAAGCAGCACAGCACCUAUGAUUUCAGUGAGAGUGAGUUUGAUCCAGACUCCUAUAAAAUCCCCUUCGUUUUUUUGUCUGUGAAAACGUUUGCGUCCCAGGUGCACGGCCUGCUGCAGACACAUGAAGGAACUGUCCCAUUGCUCAGUUUCCCCGAGUGCUAUGCGUCAGAAUUCAGCCCUCUCAAGCUGGUGGAGGAGGGGGAAGGAGGUGUUCCUCUAGAGCACCUCAUCACUUGCAUCCCCGGCAUUAACAUUGUCACUGCUCAGAACGGCAUUAAGGUUGUGAAGUGGAUCCACAACAAGCCACCUCCACCUAAUGCAGCAGAUCCAUGGAUUCAACGCUGCAAGAGUCCAGUUGGGAAUCCCCAGCUGAUUCAGUUCAGCAGGGAGGUGGUCGACCUGAUGAAGAACCAGCCCUGUUGCAUCAUACCGAUCAGCAAUUUCAUACCCACUUACCACCACCACUUUGCCAAGCAGUGCCGUGUCUCUGACUAUGGCUACUCCAAGUUGCUCGAGUUGCUGGAGGCCGUGCCCCAUGUGCUUCAGAUCCUCGGGAUGGGUUCCAAGCGUCUGCUCACCCUGACACACCGGGCCCAUGUGAAGCGUUUCACCCAGGAUCUCCUGAAGCUUCUCAAAUCCCAAGCCAGCAAAGAAGUAGUCAUCCGGGACUUCAUGCAGGCCUAUCACUGGUGUUUCUCCAAAGACUGGGAUGUGACUGAAUAUGGGGUGUGUGAGCUGACAGAUUUGUUAGGAGAAAUUCCAGAUACUACAGUCUGUGUAACUCAAAAAGACAAUGACACGGUUAUCUCCAUUCCUAAAAGAGAACGCACCCAGGAGGAGGUGGAGAGGACGAAACAGUUUGCCAAGGAGGUGGUGGACCUCAUUCGCCACCAGCCUCACUUCCGCAUGCCCUUCAGCAAGUUCAUCCCUUCGUACCACCACCACUUCGGGCGUCAGUGCAAGCUGACCUAUUAUGGGUUCAGCAAACUGAUGGAACUCUUCGAAGCUAUCCCCGAGGUGCUUCUGGUGCUGGAGUGUGGGGAGGAGAAGAUCCUGACCCUGACUGAGGUGGAGAAGGUUAAAGCACUGGCUGCUCAGUUUGUGAAGCUGCUCCGAUCCCAGACGGACAACAGCAUACUGAUGAGUGACCUGCUGGCUGAGUAUGGCAAGACCUUCGGCUAUGGGUUGAGGCUGCAGGACUUUGAUGUCAGUUCGGUGCCGGCACUGUUGCAGAAACUGUGCCAUGUGGUAAAGAUGGUGGACUCUCCGACUGGCCGAGAGAUCCAGCUGAUAAACAGAAAGUCACUGCGCUCCCUCAGUACCCAGCUGCUGGUGCUUCUCAUGUCCCUGGAGAACCCUUCAAGCCAUCUCUGCAUCGACCAGCUCCUCACACAGUAUGAGGCAAUCCACGGCACCCUUCUCAACCCCUGCGAGUACGGCUUUGUGUCUGUCAGUGAGCUGCUCAAAAGCCUGCCCUACCUUGUUGAGGUGUUUGUGAGCGAGGAAGACGAUGUGCAGAAGGAGUGUGUGAGACUGACAGAGCUCUACCAGUUUGCCUGCAGUGUCAGGGCCUUGCUGCAUACCUACCACUACCAGCAGAUCUUCCUAAGUGAAUUUCAGAGUGCCUUCAGCAAGUACACAGGAAAGGGGCUACAGCAUCGUGCCUAUGGUUACAGCACAGUGGAGGAGCUUUUGGGAGCCAUCCCACAGGUGGUCUGGAUAAAAGGUCAUGGACACAAAAAGAUAAUCGUUCUGAAGAAUGACAUGAAAGUCCGUUCCAGUCCCUCUUGCCAUCCCACGGACAGUGAUUCUGUGCCUAAUGGUAGCAACCUUCAGGAGCCAGCAGAGAGCACAAGCAGCACGCCAAACCCUGGCCGCAGCCGCGCUGACUCAGAGCUGUUGUGUUUGAGCGGUGCUUCUCCUGUGGACCUGUUGUGUGGUCCGGUCCCGUCUUGUUUGCCCUCUCCCCAACUGCACCCCGACCCAGUCCUCUUGGAGCAUGCUGACCUC
Molecule: messenger RNA, 4619 nt
Organism: Polyodon spathula (Mississippi paddlefish)
Lineage: Eukaryota; Metazoa; Chordata; Actinopteri; Acipenseriformes; Polyodontidae
Product: meiosis regulator and mRNA stability factor 1
Exons: 26
Biological process (GO): post-transcriptional gene silencing
Cellular component (GO): cytoplasm; peroxisome
Molecular function (GO): mRNA base-pairing post-transcriptional repressor activity; RNA nuclease activity; CCR4-NOT complex binding
Source: RefSeq, a predicted model, not a curated record